UGAAUCUGCUUUUAAAAAAAAAGAAGAUUUAUGGAAACCGAAAAAGAAGUAGAGAAAGAGAUGUGUUUUAAGUUUUUACAGAGAGAGAGGGGGCCAUUGACAUGACGACAGCCUACACUUCUCGUUUCUCGGUCCAUUCCAUUCCUUCACCAACAUCUUCUUCUUCUUCUCCCCCAAAUUCAACCUCUUGGAUUCUUUCUUUCUUUUAUGCUCCUCCUUCCUUAUUUUCAACAUCUAUCUAGUAGGUAUGCUGUUGUUGUUCCAAUAAGGCAGGCAGGCACAUUGAUUGCAUAACUCCUCCUUCCUUAUGGGCUGAAUUGAAUUGAAGUAACCAUGCUUGCCUCUAACCCAGACCAACAACAAGAUUAUCCUUUUUUUGAUGCUUUAUCUCACCAUGAUUCCCUCUAUAACGCUUUCCAUUACCAUCUUUGGCUUACCACUCCCACAAGCGUUAAACAUCGAAAGAAACACUUUCUUAAAUUCAUGAUGAAUUUAACCUUACAACAUCAUCAUCAUGAAAACCAAUCAGAUGAUCAGAGGAUUAUAGAAUCAUCCAGUAGUGAUGCUGUCUUGAGAGAUGAUGAAGAUGAAAUCUCCUCUCUUAAUUCUGAUGAUGCUGCUGCAUCAAGGGACAAUUUCAUUUGUAAUCAACAGGGAUGUAAACAGAUUGAAGAUUCAUCUUCUCCACUGCUUCAGAAACUUGUACACAGACAAAUCAAGGUUGCUGGCACUAUGCCUACAACCCUCCUCAACAAACUCAAAACUCAAUGCUUGACUCGAUUACGCUCUAUGGCAUGUCUUGUCGACCCUCAACGAACAAGAUUUCAUGAUGAUUUUAGGGACGCUGCUAGAACCAGGGUUCAACGGGUCAAGGUCCGCCAAUAUAAGAAACAGCUCAAGGAACUCUCUGCUGUUUUCAUUGGACAAGAUAUCCAAGCUCAUCAAGGUUCCAUUUUGACCAUGAAAUUUAGUCAAGACGCCCGAUAUCUUGCUACUUCUGGAGAAGAUGGGGUUGUCAGGAUUUGGCGAGUUGUGGAAGAUGAUAGAUCCAAUGAUACUGACAUUCCAGAUAUGGAUCCUUCUUGCAUAUACUUUACGGUUAAUCCUCUUUCUGAAAUUUCGCCUUUGGUGGCUGAAAAACACAAGUUGAGUAUGCUGAAAACACUAAGAAAAACAUCGGAUUCGGCUUGUGUGAUUGUUCCUCCAAAGGUGUUUCGGAUACUGGAGAAGCCUGUUCAUGAGUUCCAUGGACACAAAGGUGAGGUCUUGGAUCUCUCAUGGUCCAGUCACAAUCUUCUGCUGUCAUCAUCGGUUGAUCAAACGGUUUGUUUGUGGAGAGUUGGGAGCGAUCAAUGCAUUAAAGUCUUUCCACACAGCAACUAUGUGACAUGUGUUCAGUUCAACCCUGUGGAUGAUACUUAUUUCAUAAGUGGGUCAAUUGAUGGGAAGGUUCGUAUAUGGUCUAUUGGGUCUUCCCAGGUUGUUGAUUGGACAGACAUACGAGAAAUAAUCACUGCUGUCACUUACAAUCCUGAUGGAAAGGGUGGAAUUAUUGGAUCGGUGACAGGCUGCUGCCGGUUUUUCAGUUUGUCAGAUAAUCAGUUUCAACUGGAAGCUUCUGUUUGCUUAAAUAGUAAAAAGAAGUGGGCUUGCAAGAGGAUAAUUGGCUUUCAGUUCUGUCCACAAGAUGCAAGCAAAGUAAUGGUCACAUGUGCGGAUUCCCAUGUCAGAAUUCUUCAUGGGAUCAACGUGAUAGGCAAAUACAAGGGCCAAAGAAACGGUGGGAACCAGGUAUGUGCAUCGUUCACGUCAGAUGGGAAACACAUAGUGUCAGCAUGUGAAGACUCAAACAUAUAUAUAUGGAAGUGUAAUAAUGAAAAGGAAGACCAGGAAAAGACAGUUAGGUCCUUUGAGUCUUUCUCGAGUGAUGCAUCAGUUGUGUUACCAUGGUGUGGUCUGAAAGAAAAUGGUUGGAACUUGCAAGAUGGUUCAUUUUCACCCGGUUACUUCUCUCUUGGUCCAGAGUCCAUUAAUCAAAAGGGGUCCGCCACCUGGCCUGAAGAAAAGCUUCCAGCCUCCAAUUCUCCAUUGUGUAAAUCCCAAUACAAUUUUUUCAAAUCAUGUUGGCGGAGGUCGGCUGGAUGUCAUUUGUGGGGUCUGGUUAUUGUAACCGCAGGGUGGGAUGGACAUAUCAGAUCGUUCCUCAACUAUGGGUUGCCAGUAACGCUUUAAGUUAACCGGAGUGAGUGGGCCGGUUGAAGAUGCUGCGUAUCUGAUUGCAGGACUCUCGUUUAAAGGUAGUGGUUAAAAGUGGUCCUCAAUCAUGGUGGUUUUGAAUGAUUGAUUUUUGUAUGCACAACCUGGAAGUGGGGCUCAGGAUCGAAGGCCAUUUUCUCUCAAUUUGCAUUUUUUUGCUUCUUGAUUGCAUUGCAUUGCAUUACAUUACAUUACAUUACAUGGGGUAAGGUAAAAGCCGAGAGCAAGAGCAAGCUGUUUGAUAUAUUACUCGCUUUUCUUGGCAUGAAACAGGUCUUCCAAGGCGUUUUUGUACGUCUGUCUUUUCAGGAAUUCCUUAAGCUUAAUUAAUGUACAUAAUAAACUCUCAUUUUAUUCAUGAGCUCUGUUUUACAAAUUCAUAUCGUUAAUAUCUUUUUGUUUU
Helianthus annuus (common sunflower) is the source of this 2659-nucleotide messenger RNA. RefSeq names its product WD repeat-containing protein 44. The record is from RefSeq and is a predicted model, not a curated record. The transcript has 8 exons. Lineage: Eukaryota; Viridiplantae; Streptophyta; Magnoliopsida; Asterales; Asteraceae. Gene Ontology annotation, molecular function: protein binding. Bases 334 to 2232 code for a protein of 632 amino acids.